Messenger RNA from Nerophis lumbriciformis (worm pipefish), 654 nucleotides. The record is from RefSeq and is a predicted model, not a curated record. Lineage: Eukaryota; Metazoa; Chordata; Actinopteri; Syngnathiformes; Syngnathidae.
AUGAAACUAGCUUACUGGGACAUUCGUGGGCUGGCCCAACCCAUCCGCCUCUUGCUGGAGUACACCGGGACGCAAUAUGAGGACAAAUUCUAUUCAUGCGGUGAAGCUCCCGACUAUGACAAGUCCUGCUGGCUCGAUGAGAAGGAUAAACUUGGAAUGGACUUUCCCAAUCUACCCUACUUGGUUGACGGCAAGAGGAAGAUCGUGCAGAGCAACGCCAUCAUGAGAUACAUUGCCCGGAAGCACAAUUUGUGUGGAGAGAAUGAGGAAGAGAAGGUUCGCGUAGACAUCAUAGAGAACCAGGCCAUGGAUUUUAGGAACGGCUUUGUGAGAAUGUGUUAUCUCGACUUUGAAAACAUAAAGCCAGGUUACCUGAAAGCGCUGCCGGAUGUACUUCAGCAGUUCUCCAAAUUCUUGGGGGACCGGAAGUGGUUCGCUGGUGAUAAGAUUACUUUUGUGGACUUCAUCAUGUACGAGCUGUUGGACCAACACCGAAUGUUUCAUCCAUCCUGCCUGGAUGAUUUCAAGAACCUCAAAGACCUUUUGGAUAGGUUUGAGGCACAAGAGAAGAUUGCGGCCUACAUGAAAUCUAACAGAUUCAUGAAAACACCCGUCAACAACAAGAUGGCCAAAUGGGGCAACAAGAAAGAGUAA